GUGAAAGUAGUUCCGGGCACUUAACCUAAAUGGGGGGAGAGUCCCGGAUGUUGGCUCGAACUGGAGAAGGCGGAGAAAUCGAGGAGGGACGCCACGGCACCGCAGGCACACCGGCGAAGGUCUCUGUACAGGACAACAACGUCAAGAGCCCGGGACACUCCUGGAGGGAGGACACGCUGUCUGGAGAAGAUAGAAGGUGGAAGGAGCGGGACACGGUCACUCUGAAACUACCGUGAGGAUUACAGGGAGCGACUGUCUCAACUGCUUUCAUCCAGAAAUCAACAUGCCGGAGAGGCCAUGCUGAUGUCCUGAGCUGAAGGAGUCAUCCCCACCUUGCUUAGUCUGUUCCCACAACUGGGGCACUUUUUGUCAAGUCACCUCACACCAACUGUAACCACCACCUCCAACUUUUACUCCAUUAUCUUCUGCCCAGCCUGCCGUCACCAUGACGUCGGAGCUGGAGAGCAGUCUGACCUCCAUGGAUUGGCUUCCUCAGCUGACCAUGCAGGCAGCCAUUCGCAAGACUGAUGCCCAAAAUGCCCAAGGGCCAGGCAUGGGCAAGAAGAGUACCCUUCUGGAUCACAACACCACGUUGGAUCAAGAGGAGGUGCAGCAGCACAAGGAUGGCAAGCCUCCGUACAGCUACGCCAGCCUCAUCACGUUCGCCAUCAACAGCUCGCCAAAGAAGAAGAUGACACUGAGCGAGAUCUACCAAUGGAUCUGUGAUAACUUUCCGUACUACAGGGAGGCGGGCAGCGGCUGGAAGAACUCAAUACGGCACAAUCUGUCAUUAAACAAAUGUUUUCUCAAAGUGCCUCGCUCUAAAGAUGACCCUGGAAAGGGCUCCUACUGGGCCAUUGACACCAACCCAAAGGAGGACUCCUUGCCAACUCGGCCAAAGAAGAGGCCUCGGUCUGGAGAGCGAGCUUCCACGCCGUACAGCCUGGAUUCAGAGUCUUUGGGGAUGGACUGUAUCAUCUCUGGAAGUGCCUCUCCAACGCUGGCAAUCAACACUGUGACUAACAAGGUGGCGUUGUACAACACAGACCAGGAAGGUAGUGAUAGCCCAAGAAGCAGCCUUAACAACAGCCUGUCUGACCAGAGUCUGGCCUCCGUCAAUCUCAACAGUGUGGGCAGUGUUCACAGCUAUACACCGGUGACCAGUCACCCAGAGCCUGUGUCCCAGUCCAUGAGCCUGCAACAGCCUCCCCAGUCCCAGUACAGCAUGCCAGACAGAGACAAGCAGCUCAUGUUCUCAGAAUUCGAAGAUCUCAGUGCCUCCUUCCGCAGCCUUUACAAGUCUGUUUUUGAGCAGUCCUUCAGCCAACAAGGUUUGAUGGGAUUACCCUCGGAUUCCUCCCAGCAGACCCACACCUCCUGCUCCUAUCAGCACUCCCCCAGUGGCACCAUAAGCACCCAGAACAACCUGUCAAACAACCAACCCAACAGCCACCCCAACAACCACCCGGCCAACAGCGGCCAGGUGCCCCUGUCCCAUCCUGCUCAGGUCCAUCCUGGCCAUGGCUCCCCCCACGCACAGCACCUCCCGCAGCAUGGCGGCACUCACAACCAACACAGCCAGCACAGUCAGCACCCCCAGCACGUUGCGCACCCCCAGCACGGGCAGCACCCGUCCCACGGCCAGCACCCGCAGCAACGCGCGGCGCAUCCCUCCCAGCACACGCAGCACCAGAGCCUCUCCCACCAGCCCCAUCCCACCCAGCAACAGAUGGCCUGCAACACAGGUUUACUGUCGGACUGGUACCAAAAUCUGGAUGCACUGAAAGAGAGCUGUCGCAUUGCCAGCAGCUAUAACUGGGCUGAUGUUGACCUUUCACCUUUCCAAGGGUUGAAAGAGAGUAUGAGACAGGCUGAGCUGAACAAUUGGUGCCUUGAUACCACCCAGAUCGCAGACCUCUGCUCGUCUAUCAACCAGUUCUUCGCCCGCACCGGAGUAAUUCAGCCACAGGGGGCAGUGCAGACGCCUGUUUGCCACGGUGCCAUGCUCACCAACAAACCCAGCCAGCACCUCAACACAGCAAAUCUCUACAUGGACUCCAGACAGAGCAUGCCCAUGAUGGGACCCCCAGGUUAUCCCCACAUGCCCCCUAUGAGCAGCACAGGACCCGCCAUGACAGGACACCACGCACAGAUGAACCAGCAGCACAUGAUACCUUCUAGAAACUUCCAGAUGCAUCGCAUGCCUGCGGAUGACAUCCAGGAUGAUUUUGACUGGGACUCCAUCGUCUAGCAACUAAGACCCUCUCGCCCCCUUUGUUGCAGUUAAAUCCGAGCGAGGAGAGGAAGUGUAACCCGGAGGAAGCCAGGCUGAGCUGACAGGAGGAGGAGGUGGACACGGUCUGCUGCAGAAGGACACUUGGACACGUUUCAGAGUCUUGACAAGGCGAAUCAUAACCAGAAUAUGUUACUUGGAAGACAAUCAUAUUUAGUCGGACAUGUUAAUGUGAUCAAUUACAAACUUGUGUAGAGACAAGAGGGACUCAUUCACAUCUAAACCACAUGGUCCUCAGCUCUUCAGCCAGCCCUCUCCUCCCCCCGACCCCCCUGCUCCGUAACCGUUAUGUGAUUUGAGCGCCGUGUUCAGCUUGUAAUUUUCUCGUAUUGACAUUGGCCUCAGCUGCCUCUAAGAUGAUGUUGUCUCCCUCUUUUUUUUUCUUCUUUGUUUUUAAAGUUUUGUUUAAAGGAAACCCAGGCCGUCUCUGUGAGUAACGCCAUGGUGUUUGUCAGUCACUUUUGGGAGAAAUCGGGCGCCGCUGUGGCACAAUCAGUGGUUAAGUCAAGUUUACAAAAAUCUGAGGUUUUGAUCAGGGUGUUGAAUCAUCAUGAGCAAGCGGGGUCACACUCUCGUGAUUGGCUCUCAUCCUUAGUUCUCAUUCUCUAGCCCUUCAGGAUGACUGGUGAUGGUGAGUAGGUGAAAACAUGGAUGUGAAGGACUGAAUCUGUUGUUUUGCUACGUCAGGUUUAGGCUCUGUGUGCGUUGUGUUGGUUUGUAAUCAAAGUUAAGCCCAACAAAGUCACAUUAAUUGGGUUUUGUUUUAAGGUUUCGGCCAUUGAUCAUUAAACAGAGAAAUCGUCUGAAACAGGUUAUAAAAUAGAUCACUUGACUUCAAUUAGCGCUGAACACUUCUGUAGCAGCUGCAGUUCAACAGUGAUCAGUAAAACAAAUACUCCAUCACUGCAAGUAUUAUUCAUGUCAUUAGACUAAAUAAAAAAACUAAAAUCAUUUCAAACUUAUGAAAGUUAAGAUUUUAA
Molecule: messenger RNA, 3273 nt
Organism: Nothobranchius furzeri (turquoise killifish)
Lineage: Eukaryota; Metazoa; Chordata; Actinopteri; Cyprinodontiformes; Nothobranchiidae
Gene: foxj3
Product: forkhead box J3
Biological process (GO): regulation of transcription by RNA polymerase II
Cellular component (GO): nucleus
Molecular function (GO): DNA-binding transcription factor activity, RNA polymerase II-specific; RNA polymerase II cis-regulatory region sequence-specific DNA binding
Source: RefSeq, a predicted model, not a curated record